GCUGCCACUGCUUCAGCUGCCUCUGAGUAGCUGUAGCUGUAACCCAAGCUGCUGCUCUCGGGGAGGGAAGAGCAGAAACUGUUGAGGAUAUUCUGGGCUCACACUCCGUGCCCAAGUCUCCCUUCUGGAGGGACCAGCGUGCCGCCCGGCGGACUCCCAGCCAGGGGAGAGGGGCAACAGAGAGACCCCUAGACACCAUCCAGAACCCCAGCCCAGCAUGAACUGAGCGUCUGGGGGGAUUGGAAAGAGCUGGACAGUCCCUCCCUCCCUCCCGCCCCUGCAACAAGAGGAUGAGUGGAGUGAGGCUGGAGCAGCGAGCGCAGUGCCGGCUGAAGCGCUGCAGCAAGAAUCGUCAUCUCAGCCCUCUGGGAACCUUUCACCAGCAUCUCUGAGUACUCACUUCCUCGUUGCCCAUCUUCUUUGUGAACAAAACUCCAGGGUACUGGCAGGAUCAUCCAAGGCAUAUGUGGGUCCAGUGAGCAAGACAUGGUGGCUGCUGUUGAGAAUUAGACCUUUGUGACUGAGAGGCAUUUCCACGCGGCACAAAGCACUUGAGUGGAGGGAGUGAGAUGUGCUGUCGGAGGGCAUAACAUCUGAAGGGAGAAGCCAUUCUCUGGGAGAGGAAUUCUCAAUGAGCCUGCCCAAGACACCAGAUCUGUGUGAAGAGGACUAAGGAUAUAAUAGGAUGUCAACGGAGACAGACCUGCAAGUGGCUGUUAAAUCCAGCAGCAAGAGAGACUCCAGAAAGAAAGGUCAGGAUCGCAGUGAAGCCACUUUGAUAAAGAGGUUCAAAGGCGAAGGCGUACGGUACAAGGCCAAGCUGAUCGGCAUUGAUGAGGUUUCUGCUGCACGGGGAGACAAGUUAUGUCAAGAUUCCAUGAUGAAGCUCAAGGGAGUUGUCGCUGGAGCCCGUUCCAAAGGAGAACACAAACAGAAAAUCUUUUUAACCAUCUCCUUUGGAGGAAUCAAAAUCUUUGAUGAAAAGACAGGAGCACUCCAGCAUCACCAUGCUGUGCAUGAAAUUUCCUACAUUGCAAAGGAUAUCACAGACCACCGAGCCUUUGGAUAUGUCUGUGGAAAGGAAGGAAACCACAGAUUUGUGGCCAUCAAAACAGCCCAGGCAGCCGAACCUGUGAUCCUAGACCUUCGUGAUCUCUUUCAACUCAUUUAUGAAUUGAAACAGAGGGAAGAGCUGGAGAAGAAAGCCCAGAAAGACAAACAGUGCGAGCAGGCGGUAUACCAGACAAUUUUGGAGGAGGAUGUAGAAGAUCCCGUGUACCAGUACAUUGUGUUUGAGGCUGGACAUGAGCCAAUCCGUGAGCCUGAAACGGAAGAGAACAUUUAUCAGGUUCCUACCAGCCAAAAGAAGGAGGGAGUUUAUGAUGUGCCAAAAAGUCAGCCUGUGAGUAAUGGUCACUCCUUUGAUGACUUUGAAGAACGUUUUGCAGCAGCUGUACCGGCUGUGACCCAGUUAGAGCUUUUUGGGGACAUGUCUACCCCUCCAGAUAUAACCUCUCCCCCAACUCCUGCAACUCCAGGUGAUGCCUUUAUCCCGUCUUCAUCUCAGACACUCCCCUCUAGUGCAGAAAUGUUUGGUUCUGUACCUUUCAGCACUACUGCUGUGCCCUCAGGUUAUGUUGCCAUGGGUGCUGUCCUCCCCUCAUUCUGGGGACAGCAGCCCCUUGUUCAACAGCAAAUUGCCAUGGGUGCUCCACCUCCAGUGGCCCAGGUGAUGCCAGGGGGUCAACCAAUAGCAUGGGGCCAACCAGGCAUCUUUCCUGGCCCCCAGCAGCCAUGGCCAUCUGUAGCUGGUCAGUUCCCGCCCACCGCCUUCAUGCCAACACAAACUGUGAUGCCUUUACCGGCUGCCAUGUUUCAAGGUGCCCUCGCCCCGCUCGCCACUAUGCCCACCACCAGCGAUUCCACCCGAUCGAGUCCCCAGACAGACAGGCCCCGGCAGAAAAUGGGUAAAGAAAUGUUUAAGGAUUUCCAGAUGGUCCCGCCUCCCCCGGUACCCUCCCGGAAACCCGACCAGCCUUCCCUCAGUUGUACCUCAGAGGCCUUCUCCAGUUACUUCAACAAAGUCGGGGUGGCACAGGAUACGGACGACUGUGAUGACUUUGACAUCUCACAAUUGAACUUGACCCCUGUGACUUCAACAACGCCAUCAACCAACUCACCUCCAACUCCUGCACCCCGGCAAAGUUCUCCAUCAAAAUCAUCAGCAUCCCACGCCAGUGACCCCACCACGGAUGACAUCUUUGAAGAGGGCUUUGAAAGCCCCAGCAAAAGUGAAGAGCAGGAAGCCCCUGAUGGGUCUCAGGCCUCAUCCAGCAGUGAUCCAUUUGGUGAGCCCACUGGUGGGGACCCCAGUGGUGAUAAUAUAAGUCCAGAGGUCGGUAGCUAGAUAGCGCAGGUUGGGGAGUAUGAAUCCCUCUAUGCGCAGAUCAACAGACCUAAGAAAUAGAAUCAUUGCGGGUUUAGGGUGGGCGCUUCAAGACUGAAAUGGAAACCUACAUCUCAACAGGCCUUGGGCUCACCUCCUUUCUUUGAUAUGAUCCCUUCUGACAAUGGAAUUGAUGGUUGCCGCUGAACUAAUUUUACAGAUAGACCUGCCCAUUUGGGCAACCAGCGGCUAAUAUCUAUGGCAGCACAAAAAGGAAGAAAAAAUGGAACCCCAAAUCAUCACCAUCCCUGGAGUAGCCCAACAAUUGCUUACCCUACAAAAUACCCUGAGUCCUCUUGACAAGAGUCCUGAAUUACCCAUGAUGGGAAAUCUUAGUCUCUUUUUUGUUUCUCUCAACCUCAACCAUUGCAUUUGGAGUCACCGGCAGUGAAGAGUUACCUAGUAAUGGCCACUUAUUUGUUCUAAGCAAAGGCAAAGGGUCUGGUAUGCUCACAAGAUCAUUGUCCAUCAGACCCUUGAGCCCAAGUCUGCAUUUUUACAUCAUUGAUGAUUGUUUUUCAUCACUACAGAAAACUGGUCCUGCCGUGUGACUUUGAUCUGGGGAUUUCCCCUCCCCCUAGAAUAUUUAAAGAUAAUGGGUGUACCAUUAUAGUACUUCCUGGUAACUUUUCCCCCAAAUAAGUGAUGAUAUCUGGAUGGAAAUUGCCUCUUGUGAAAUAAAUCUUAACUUGAAAUUACAGAAUGAAAUCACACAACUGAUUAUUUGUGAUGAUUAAAAAAAAACAAUGGUUGCCAAAAGGACCUCUUUGCUCUCAUGCUUCAGGAUGGAGAAAUGCUGCUUUGAGAUUGAACAUUCGCACUAUGGGAAGAAAAUGCAUCAUCUCUCUUGGAUGAGAGGAGGAAAAAACUCAUAUUAUUUCCUAGAAAACUCCAAAUGCUAAGUACAAUAAAUGAAUAUUUUUUAUUUCUCCAAUCUCUUGCUGCUGUGAUGCUAUGCAGACAAGUGUUCUCUUCUCUGUGUGCCACUUUUUUUGAAAGAAAAUUAUUUGCCAAAUAAUUCUGGUCCAAUUUUAGUUUGCAGAUUUGGAUGAAACAGACUUUCCAAAUGGGACAAUGGUGGCUUGAACAGUGGGGUAACAAACUGAUCCUCUGAUGCGAGUGGUUCAUCUCUAUCUCUUUUUGUACAUCAGAAAACUCAAAUGGGAUUCCUUUCUUUUUUUUUAUUUUAUAUCUUGAAAACAGGAAAAAAAAAUCUUACCAUAAAACUCUUGCAAUGGGUAAGGGAAAUGGCUUUAAGGAGGUCCAAUGUUGAUAUUUUUUUUUGUAAAUAUCAAUCUUAAUUAUAAUUCUUUUAAAUAAUGCCAUCACACUGUAGAAAGAGGAACAGAUGGCUUCAGAGGUGUGACAAGCUGGAAGGACAGUUUUUAUAUGCUGUAUGGUUUCCACAAGCUUAUACAUAAGGGGCUAGAGCUCAGGUGUGUCUGGCGGUAGCAAUUAGCCAAUCAGCAACUAGUGAAACUGGGAGGGAUCACAUCAGGUAAUGAUCUCACACUUUCCACAAAAUUACCUAAACUCCAUGUAAAGGAAAAAAAUAUAUAUAUACAUAUAUGCAUCUAGACAGCAUGUGCAUAUAGAGUGUACAUGACCCUUUGGAGCCUGUCUUUUUGAUUCUUGACUCCUCCCCUAUGGAACUCACGAGACUGUUUGUACAAGAGACAGAGAGUUUUAGCUUCCUUUUUUUACAUUUAUUGGGGGGAGGGGGGAAGUGCAGUGUUUGGUUCCUUACUCUGUUUAGCACAUGCUUUUCAUACAGAAACUCUAUAUUUUUGCCCUCCAGAGAAUUCUUAUACAGGUCAAACAUGUUUUCCUAAUGUUCCUAUGCAGUGACCGCGAGUUAGAUUCGCAAUUUAACAAUAAGAAGAAAACUGUAAAGGGAUCAUGGUCCAUCUGUGUCUAGGGUUAUUAUCAUGAUUUUAAAAUUUGAACAGGUGAAGGUGCAUCACUGUCAUGGAUUUCAAAGGACCAGGAUAUAGCCACUAUUUAUGCUGUCAUCUUGGCAUGCCCUGAAAUGGCUUAGAAGAAAACUUGUUUUCCACCAACAAAGAACAGAGUGAUAAAUUGGAAUGUUUGGGGCCAAAUUUUGCAAUACCUGGCCACUGGAGUCUGCUGUCUGGUUUGGUGUCUUGAUAACAUGAUCACUGUAAAAUCUAUGGGACUGGUUUCUAAAAGGGAAAAUGCCCAAGAUGCAGAGAGAUGAAGAGACCAUUAUCCACUUCCCCUUUCCUUCUUUUCUCUCCUCUUCCCUUUUUCCCUUCCAUUUUUGUCUUCUGUUUUUCCUCCCUGUCUCCCCUCCCUUUCCUUCUCAUCACCUACCUGUUCUUUUCCCACUCCUUUGUCCUUCACUUCUCUUUCCCUCUAGGAAUCUUUCUCCUCCCUUCUUUCCCCCUACUCCUCCUUCCCUUCCUUUCCAAGCUCUCCCUUCCCUUCAUUUCCCAUUCUAUCCUAUUAUCAUCUUUAUCCAUCUCCACUUGCUCUUCUGAUCUCCCUUCCUUUCAUCUGUAAAUUGCCACCUCUGAGUACUAUCUUUUUCA
Molecule: messenger RNA, 4998 nt
Organism: Dromiciops gliroides (monito del monte)
Lineage: Eukaryota; Metazoa; Chordata; Mammalia; Microbiotheria; Microbiotheriidae
Gene: DAB1
Product: DAB adaptor protein 1
Exons: 18
Coding region: 686-2407 (573 amino acids)
Biological process (GO): ventral spinal cord development; lateral motor column neuron migration
Source: RefSeq, a predicted model, not a curated record